This is a messenger RNA of Salvia splendens (bonfire salvia), 483 nucleotides long. RefSeq names its product serine/threonine-protein phosphatase 7 long form homolog. The transcript has a single exon. NCBI's taxonomy places the organism in Eukaryota, Viridiplantae, Streptophyta, Magnoliopsida, Lamiales, Lamiaceae. The coding region runs from base 1 to 483 and encodes 160 amino acids. Gene Ontology annotation, biological process: meristem maintenance; meristem development. The record is from RefSeq and is a predicted model, not a curated record.
AUGGAGACUUCAAGUUCUAGCGGGCAAUUAUUAUAUGGACCCGAAGACCCGUCCUUGCUAAAUAUGCAGAAACAUCACAUUUCACAUAAACUCAUGAAAGAGGGCACAACCCAAGUAUUUAAGGUCCGAAGGACAGAAAGCAAGACUUGGGACGUCGAAAUUCACGAGAAUGUUAGAUAUUGGCUUGACGUCUUUGGUUUCAAAGGCGUGAUCGAUUGUAGGAAGCCCAUGAAGGUGGACAAUGAGAUGAUCACGGCGUUGUUUGAGCGUUGGAGGCCGGAGACGCACACUUUCCAUCUACCGAUCGGUGAUGCGACGAUCACCUUGGAAGAUGUGCAAGCCAUUUGGGGCUUGAGGGCGGAGGGUCGCGUCUUCACAGGGCGUGACUAUCAUGACAACUUUCCUGAUUGGACCAACAAGUGCCGCGAUCUGUUGGGAUGGAUACAGAUACUUUCACAGAGACAAAGCAAGGCGGUUUGCUGA